Thalassophryne amazonica is the source of this 1730-nucleotide messenger RNA. Its product is annotated as ethanolamine kinase 1-like. Gene Ontology annotation, molecular function: ethanolamine kinase activity. The transcript is spliced from 8 exons. Gene Ontology annotation, biological process: phosphatidylethanolamine biosynthetic process. Gene Ontology annotation, cellular component: cytoplasm. Bases 227 to 1345 code for a protein of 372 amino acids. The record is from RefSeq and is a predicted model, not a curated record. Lineage: Eukaryota; Metazoa; Chordata; Actinopteri; Batrachoidiformes; Batrachoididae.
UGACACAUUCAGCUUUAAACCACUUUGUGGAGCUCACCGAGCCUAUUCAGGCAUCUGCCUUUUUUCUGUCUGUUAAUAAGUUUGUUGUUAGGAGCAUAAACUCUCCUUGGCAUUUCCUCAAAAUCCUUGAUUUUUGGAUUUGGGUUGCUGAAGUAAUACAAAGCCGGACUGAUGAUCAAUGUUUAAAUCUGGACAUUAUCAGUAUCUUUGAUCUGCAUUUUUGAAGAUGGAGAGUGGUGUGUUUGUUGCUAGAGAUCCUCUUCUCCAUGUCGAUGUUCAUGUUGAUGAACUUGAACCUCAUAGAGGCAUCCUGGAGCUCCUCAGCAGACUCCGUCCUCACUGGAAUGCCCACGACAUUCAGAUGAAGACAUUCACAGAAGGCAUCACCAACCAGCUGAUAGGUUGUUACAUCGGCUCGCUCCAGGAGCCUGGCUGUGUUCUUGUGCGACUGUACGGCCAAUCGACCGAGCUUUUUGUGAAUCGGAACAGAGAGAUCGAGAUGUUCCAAAUCAUGCAUUCCCACUCCUGUGGACCAGAGAUCUACUGUAGCUUCCAUAAUGGCAUCUGCUAUGAGUUUGUGAUGGGAACAGUGCUGGAUGAUGAACUUCUGAGGCAACCAUCCAUCUACAGACUGAUCGCGGCAGAAAUGGGGAGGAUUCAUGCCAUCCAGCAAAAACACGAUCUGCAUGUUGAACCUGUCCUCUGGGCAAAAAUGUCCCAAUACAUCACAUUAGUCCAGUCCAGCAGCCCGGCCUGUACAGAAAGUGUGCACCCUGUAGGAGGAGUGCUGAGCUUUGACAUGUUGGCUGAAAUGGAGUCACUGCGACGAGCUCUCUCAAACAUGGGCUCUCCCAUCGUCCUCUGUCACAAUGACCUCCUGACCAAAAACAUCAUCUACAAUCAAAACCAGGGAACGGUGAAAUUCAUUGACUAUGAAUACGCUGAUUACAACUACCAGGCCUUCGAUAUUGGCAAUCACUUCAAUGAAUUUGCUGGCAUGGAGUGCAUUUACAGCCGUUAUCCUGGUCCGGAUCUACAGCGGGACUGGCUGACGGCCUAUUUGGAGAGUUACAAGCACAGUACAGCACGUGAGGUCACCGUUACUGAUGGAGAACUUUCACAACUCUAUAUUCAAGUCUGCAAAUUCUCACUGGCAUCAAACUUGUUGUGGGGUUUCUGGGCCAUCCUGCAAUCACGCUUUUCCUCUAUUGACUUUGACUUCCAAAGAUAUGCCACAGCUCGACUCAAAUACUACUUUGAGAAGAAAGAGGAAUAUUUUGGAUUGGGAUUGUGUGACCAGAAUAACUCCAUCGUGCUUCCUGAAUCCAAGAGGAGUUCUCAGUGACCAGCUGCUUUCAACAAAUAUGAAUAUAUAAUUAAAGAAGAGAUGAUGUUAAAUAAACUUGUGUUCCAAGUGGUCACUGCUGUUCUUAUUUUGUUUUUGUUUUUUUCAGGCUAUGUGCACGGGUUAAUCAGUUUUGAUCUUACUGUGCUUUGCUAGUAAUAUGUUAAUUUUUUUCCAGCACAUUUUUUAGCACAUAAAGCCACAGAAAUGAGCGAGAUCUUAAAACAAAUCAGAAGGCCAUCUCUACAAUGAAUCAAUGUGCACUGCAAACAGUUUAAGCACAUAAACAAAGGAAAAAAAGAAGAGUGCUGUUUGAAAGUGACAACCAACAAGGUAUAUUUUACUGAUGAAUAAUGUGUCUAUUUAAGGUUACACUGAAAUGAAA